CGCAGCUCCCCUCCCCCUCCAGCCACAAGAGUGUCAGCAGGUGGGCGGAGCUUAAGUUACUACUGAUUGACAGCUCAGGCCCUCCAGGAGAGCCAAUCAGAGCGGUGGGUGGGACCAUAGAGGAGUCGGGGGAGAAGUUGUCAUUGCUGGUGAGAUCUCUGGAGUGAGCCCCUCGAUAGGCAGCUUUAAUAAGAUGGACAAGAAAUUGCUGUUGGUGGAUGUGGACUGUGGAGUAGAUGAUGCUCAAGCACUUAUGUUAGCGUUGGCAGCUCCUCAUGUUGAGAUCCUGGGAAUCACCUGCUGCCAUGGAAACUCUAAUUUAGAAAAUGUUUGUAAAAAUGUUCUCCGCGUCUUAAAAACCUGCAACAGACUCCAGAUUCCUGUGUAUAGCGGAGCAAGUAGACCACUACUGGGGAAAUCACUCCAUGCCAGCAAUUACCAUGGAAUCGAUGGAUUGGGUGAUGUACCAGAUUCUUCAUCCCCUGAUCUUGACCUUCUACAUAAAGAACAUGCUGUUCUCGCAAUGAUAAGAACAAUAAACGAAUACCCUGGAAAGGUUACCCUUGUUGCAACCGGUCCAUUGACGAACCUUGCUUUAGCUGCCAACAUGGAUCCCACAUUUCCACAGAAAAUUAAAAGUCUUUUUAUCAUGGGCGGUAAUAUGGAGUCAAGAGGUAAUGUGACAGUAUGUGGCGAAUUCAAUUUUGCCUGCGAUCCAGAAGCAGCUUACAUUGUCCUAAACAGCUUUAAUUGUCCAACUCAUAUUGCAACGUGGGAGUUUACUUGUAGGAAUGACCUUCCUUGGGAAUUUUACCAUGCGUGGCUCUCUCAGAAUACGGAAAAGGCAGAAUUCAUGAGAAAGAUAUCAGCUCACUCAGCAAAAUUCACACAAAGCUGUGCUAAGGAAAAAGAGGAAUGGACUAAAGGAUUUGUAUCUUGUGACUCCUACGCCAUGGCCGCAGCCAUAGAUGAUACAUUUGUCACUGAUAUUAUUAAUUGUGUAGUAGGGGUUGAACUUGGUGGCACGUUGACUCGAGGAAUGAUGGUGUUGGAUACAUUAGGCUUGCUGGAGAGAAAACAUAAAGUCUCUGUUAUGAGGAAAUGUGACACAGAAAAAUUGAAAUUACUCUUGAUGGAGUCACUACGAUAAUGUUAUGUGACGUAGGCGGUUGCAGACAGUCAAUGAAGCCCCGCCCCCUGCACGCAGUUCUCUGAAUUCGGCAGAGGAUCUUCUGGGGGACAUAUCUCAGGACCUAAUGGACAUGUUUAACCCCUUAAGGACCAAGCGUUUUUCCAUUUUGCACUUUCGUUUUUUCCUCCUUGCCUUUUAAAAAUCAUAACCCUUUAAAUUUUGCACCUAAAAAUCCAUAUGAUGGCUUAUUUUUUGAGCCACCAAUUCUAGUUUGUAAUGACAGAAGUCAUUUUAACCAAAAAUCUACGGCGAAACAAAAAAAAAAAAUCAUUGUUCGAAAAAAUGGAAGAAAAAACACCAUUUUGUAAUUUUUGGGUGCUCCCGUUCUAUGCAGUACAUUUUUCGGUAAAAAUGACACCUUAUCUUUAUUCUGUAGGUUCAUACGAUUAAAAUGAUACCCUACUUAUAUAGGUUUGAUUUUGUCGUACUUCUGGAAAAAAUCAUAACUACAUGAAUGAAAACUAAUACGUUUAAAAUUGUCAUUUUCUGACCCCUUUAACUUUUAAUUUUUCGGCGUACGGGACAGUAUGGGGCUAAUUUUUUGCGCCGUGAUCUGAAGUUUUUAGCGGUACCAUUUUUGUAUUGAUCUGACUUUUUGAUCGCUUUUUAUUCAUUUUUUCAUGAAUGAAGUGAUCAAAAAUACGCAAUUUUUUACUUUAGAAUUUUUUUUCACAUACGCCAUUGACCAUGAGGUUUAAUUAAUUAUAUAUUUUUAUAGUUCGGACAUUUAUGCACGCAGAGAUACCAUAUGUUUAUUUUUAUUAUGGUUACAUAUUUUUUAUAUGGAAUUUGGGAAAAGGGGGUGAUUUAAACUUUUAAUAUGGAAGGGGUUAAUGGGUGUUUUUUAAACUCUUUAUACAACUUAAUUUUUUUUACGCUCUUAGGCGACUUUUAGGAGGAAUCAUUAGAUUCCUCAUACAGAUCAAUGUGGUUUCAUAGAACCACAUUGAUCUGUGCGCUCUGCGCUCUAUUGAUAAAGCCUGGUCCUACCAGGCUUUAUCAUUCUCAGCGCAGCAGCCAGCAUAGGACAAGAGGUAUGCCCUCUGGCUAAGUGAUCGCGCUUGGGGGGGGGGCAUCCACCCACUGGACCACCAACCCACUGGACCAGGGAUGGUUUAAAUGUCCCUUUAGACGCCGCUGUCUAAAGGGUUAAUAGCCGGCCAUGGCAAUUGCCGCAUGUCUGCUAUUAACUCUGGCCCCCAGCUACAGGAAUCGAGUCGGGAGCCCGCGCCAUACAAGGGUUGCCGUCUCAAGGUGAGCCAGCUCUCCAUUUUACUUUGAAAACCCAAAAAAGGGGGGUGGUCGUUGGGAAACAGAGGCAGGGUCACCCAAAAUGGGGCGUGUUCCCGACAUUUUCACAAAAACCCAACAUAUUUACUAAGGUUUCCACAUAAAAUGUUGUGGAUUUGAGCUGAAGAGAACCCUACAGAUCAGAGCAUGUGUAAAAUAAAAAAAUGUAGAGAGCGUGGAAAAUGUAGGAAAACCUUAGUAAAUUCCGUGGAAAAAAAUUUGUAGGGAAUUAGAACCCACAAAGAAACCUACACUCCACUCUUAAUAAAUUAGGGCCAGUGUAUUGGGUUUAGUGCAGGUGAACAGGCUGACAGUUUUCCGUUAAGAAGUGGUAUACUCCUAUAUCAGACUAGCUAGACUGUUAUUUCCAGCAUUAAAAUGCAAAACAUUUGAUAUUUUGGGGAGUUUUUAUAUGACAUUUUUUAUAUAGAAUAUCAUCCUGGUUUGUAAUUCCUAUGAUGUUGUUAUAUAGUGGAAAUUUGAACUCUGUCUGUAAAGACUAAAUAUGUAUUUUAUUUGUGUCAUUGUAUAUUUUGCUUUUAUAUGUGGCAAAGUAACACUAAUCAGAAUUUUUAUUAUUAGGAUUUUUAACUGUAUCCAGUGAACUGAUGUUUUAGGUCUCUUUUUUGUGUCCUUGCUUUUAUCUUCCUAGGUAUGUCUCUAGAUGCUUCGUAGCAACAUACAAGCAGUUUGUCAAUUUAAUCUAUAAAGAGCUGCAGUGAGGUUUUUAUCUAUCACUUACACGGACAGCAAAUAGGGAAGUGUUUAUGUUAUUAGUUUCCAGAUGAUCCUUAACACGUUGCAGGUCAUUAUAACAUUUUAUUCAGUUUCGGCAACACUUUGUUGUUGAUGGCAUUGAAGGAGUUGAAACUCUUUUUAUAUUAGAAGGGUCCACUGUAGAUAAGCCGCUCACAGUCUUUCUUUCCACCCCCAGUGGUGCACUGGAAGCAGUAAGGAUUUCUGCAUUAAGUGUUCCAUUUCCCUGCUGAACCAGUACGACUGGAAUACAAUAUUACACAAUUCCCUUUGAAAUUCAUGGAUGUGCUGAGUACUCUAGAGAAAGAGAAAUCCUCUUUAUAAUCCCUCUGUAUCUAAUAAAAUACAAGCAAUGUGAAGUGGUGUCCCGCUCACUCCCCCAAGCCCUGCAGGGCUUCGGACUGGCGUGGGCAGCGCCUGGAUGUGUAGAUAGAAGAACAAGCAGAUGU
Messenger RNA from Hyla sarda, 3687 nucleotides. RefSeq names its product pyrimidine-specific ribonucleoside hydrolase RihA-like. The coding region runs from base 194 to 1150 and encodes 318 amino acids. The transcript is spliced from 6 exons. Gene Ontology annotation, molecular function: hydrolase activity, hydrolyzing N-glycosyl compounds. The record is from RefSeq and is a predicted model, not a curated record. NCBI's taxonomy places the organism in Eukaryota, Metazoa, Chordata, Amphibia, Anura, Hylidae.